AUGAGUAAUGAGGAUGCUAUUUUAGCCUGCAUUGAGCAGACAAUGGUUGCAGAUGCCAAGCUAAUUAGAGAAGCUGAGAAUCAACUUAAUGAAUAUCAAAAACAAGAUGGAUUUACAACAUUUUUACUAAAUGUGAUAGGCAACGAAGCUAUUUCGGCUAAUAUCCGUUUAUCAUCUGCUAUCUAUAUGAAAAAUAAACUUCAACGUUGUUGGGGUUCUAAACGUGAAGCAGGGAUCAAAUCAGAAGAGCAACAAGCAAUUAAGCAAAAACUUGUUGAAGUCUUAGUUAAAGUCAUUGAUAACAAUCAUUUAAGACCUGCAUUAACAGAAUCAGUUAGAGCUAUCUUAAACAAUAAUGAUCCAUGGAAUUUAACCGGUGUUAUUAAUGAACUAUUAAAGAGUGGUGAACAACAAUAUACAUACGCAGGGUUGCUAUUAUUAUUCGAAGUAUGCAUUGCCCACAGGUGGGAUAUGAGUGAUAAUAGAUCCGAAAUUGAUGAAGUCAUUAGCCAAGUUUUCCCAACCAUAGAAGGUAUUGCAUCUCAAUUGGUCAACAGGGAAGAUUAUAAAUCAAAUGAAUUACUAUAUUUAAUUUUAAAAUGUUUUAAAUAUGCAUGCUUAAACAACUUUCCUGCUUACUUUAAAGAUAUAAACAAAGUUAAUGCUUGGAUCGAAAUGCAUUUAUUUGUCUGUGCUAAGCAAUUCCCAAAGGAAGUGUUAGAUUUAGAACCUGCUGAUCGUUCUCUAGAUAAAAGAGUAAAGGUUAAUAAGUGGGGUUUUGGGAAUUUAUACAAAUUUAUUAGUAAGUAUUCCAGAACCACAAAGGCAAUAUCAGAAGAAUUUAAUUCUUAUGUUAUUUCAAACUUAACUCCAGUUAUUAUUCAACAGUAUUUUAAAAUUAUCCAAUCAUGGAAAGAGGGUACUUUAUGGUUAAGCGAAGCCUCUCUAUUUUAUUUAAUCGAAUUUUUUGAAAAAUGCCUUGUUGAAGAUUCGCUUUAUCAACAUAUAGAACCACAUAUUCAAAUCAUUAUCGAAAAUAUUAUUUUCUCUUGUGUUUGUGCUACUAAAGAAAGUAUGGAGUUAUUAGAGGAUGACCCAGAAGAAUAUACCAGAAGAUAUUUUGAUUUAAACAAAGAGGGGUCAACAUCUGAUGUAGCAUCUACUGAUUUUAUAUAUGUGAUAGGCCACAAGAGACCAGAAAAAUUAAAUUCUAUUCUUCCAUUUGUUAGCGAAAUUUUACAAAGUUACUCUACCAAUAGCGAUAAUCUUGAAUGUGCAUUCAAACAAGAAGGUGCACUUAGAAUGAUCUCUAGCUUAUUUACCCAAUUGGAUGAAAAUACUGAAUUGGAAGCCAUAUUCUCUAACUUUAUUGUACCUCUAUUGUCCCAAAACAACUACCAAUUCUUAUUAGCUAGGUCGUUAGAGACUAUUGCUCAAUAUACUAAGAAGUUCGAAGAUAUGGGUACCCUUUCAAAAAUAUUCGAAUUGACAUACAACCAUUUCAUGAAUAGCGAUGUUUUGCCAGUUAGAGUUGAAGCAGCUGAUGCUUUAAAGACUUUGAUUAUUGCUAAUCCUGACAUACAUAGCCACAUCAGUUCACAAGUUCCAGGCAUCACCGAAAAACUAUUGAUGCUAUCCAAAGAAUUUGAAUUAGAUACCUUAUCUGAGGUUAUCGAAACUUUCGUUGAACAUUUUGCUGAUGAAUUGACCCCAUUUGCUGAAAAUUUAGCAUCCAGUUUGGUUGAGCAAUUUUUGACAUUAGGUAACAGUAUAUUAGAAAAUUCAAGCUCCAGUUAUAAUGCUGCUGAGCAGGACCAAGAAAUUCAAGCUUGUGCUUUAUUACAAACAAUGACCACUAUGGUUAUGUCAAUGACAAAGGUUUCCUUAAUUGACAAAUUUGUUCCCGUAGUUAAAUUCGUCAUCAUUAAUGCUCAAAUUUCAUUAUUGAGUGAAAUUGUCGACUUAAUGGACUCUUUGGCAUUAUCCGCACAGGCCCUAUUCAACCAGUUUACUCCAACCAUUUGGGAAAUAGUCCACGACGUCCUUGAUUCAUUUGAAACAUACGCCAUGGAUUAUUUUGAAUCAUAUUUAGUAUUCUUCGAAACCUUAGUUACUUAUGGUUUCCCAAAAGAUCAGACCUUUGCUGAACCAUUCUUGACAAUUUUGUCUGCAAAACUUGAAAGUGAAAUUGAUUACGAUGUUGAAAGUGUUUUAGAUAUUCUGGUGUUCUACACUUUAUCUAUGAACGAUAUUCCAUUAUUUUCCAAAGCUAUUAAGGCUGCAUCUGUUGAAGAGCUAGAAAUAGAAGAUUCUCAAAUAAUUAAACUAUUUCUAGCAUCAUUAUCUGUCAAACCAUUGGAGACCUUCCAAAUAUGUGAGUCAGAAGGCUUUACUUUGGCUCUUCUAACAAAGUGGUUUGAUAAUAAAUUUGCAAGUGUCUUUUCCACUAAAUUACAAAUAUUAGCAAUUCUUUCGGUUAUGAAAUUGCCAGAACUACCAGGCUCUGUAAUUGGAUACAUAUCACAAUUAUCAAACAAAUUAGUCCAAUUGACGGAGGAAUUACCAACUGCUAUUAGAAGACGUGACGCAAUGGCUCAAGGUGCAGAAGGCUUACAAGAAAUAUUCGAUAAUGCAAAUGCUGAUGACGACGCUUUCUUUGAGGAAUAUGAAGACGAUUUGAAAGAAACUGUCUUGGAUGACGUUAAUGCUUUCCAAGAGGUUGCUAAUUUUUUUACACAACUACAAAGUGUUAACCCCACUAGAUACCAACAGGUUAUUGGUUCCUUGUCAGAAGAAAAGAAGAAUAGUUUGGAGACUAUCAUAGAAUUUGUUUCAACAAAUUAA
Messenger RNA from Henningerozyma blattae CBS 6284, 2844 nucleotides. RefSeq names its product Sxm1p (gene SXM1). Gene Ontology annotation, biological process: protein import into nucleus. The record is from RefSeq and is a predicted model, not a curated record. Lineage: Eukaryota; Fungi; Ascomycota; Saccharomycetes; Saccharomycetales; Saccharomycetaceae. Gene Ontology annotation, cellular component: nuclear envelope; cytosol. The coding region runs from base 1 to 2844 and encodes 947 amino acids. The transcript has a single exon. Gene Ontology annotation, molecular function: small GTPase binding.